CCCAAUAUCAUGAUAUAUUUUUUUUUACAUACAUGUGCAGACAAUCAAUUAUAUCUGCACAAUAAAAUCAUAUCUUUGAUAUCUUAUCAAAUUUUUGUCCACUUUCAUUUGCUUCCACUUUCUUUUAUUUUAUUUGUCCACUUUCUUUUGUUUCCAUUUAUUUUUGUUUUUAUGCAGUCAAAUUCCACUACACCAGAUCAGCCAAGUUUUCCACUACACCUAAUAAAUCAGUCAAAUUUUCCUUCACUCACUACUCCACCAAAUUUCUUUCAUCGGCUCUCCAAAAUCAUUUCACCAGAAAUCUCCCCAAACUCAUUUCACCAGAAAUCUCCCCAAACCAAAGCAAACAUCCAUCUGUGUAUCAACAACAAAUCAGUGAAAGGUUUUGUAGACCGUGAGGACUAGCGCUGCUAUAUCAAUUCAGAGUUAAGAAUAAACGACAGGCAUUGCCUAAUCAGAAUGGAAGGUGCACCAAGAGGACGUGGUAGAGGGCGCGGACGUGGCCGUGGGCGCGGUAGGGGAUUUGUACCCGAAGAGCCUAUUCCACAAGUAGCACCAAAUCGCACAGCCGAGGAAAAGUUUCGCAAGGAAAAACCUCCAACGUUUGAUGGAUUGGGCGAACCUGCGGAUGCCGAGAAAUGGGUUAGGGCAAUAGAACGGAUCUUCAACUACAUCCGUUGUGACGAUGAGGAUAAAGUGGCAUGCGCAACUUAUCAGUUGGUGGACGAAGCUGACUUUUGGUGGGAGUCAGUGAGGCGGACUAUGACUGACGAACAGUGGGAGAAUUUCACAUGGGAAGAGUUCAAGGCUGAAUUGUAUGAGAAGUAUAUACCAGGAUGUUACCGACAAAAGAAACAGAACGAGUUUUGGAAUUUGAGACAGAAAACGGGAACUGUGACCGAGUAUGAUAGAGCCUUCAAUCAGCUAUCAAGAUAUGCUCCGACGUUGGUGGACAGCGAUGAGAAACGCGCAGAGAAGUUCAGAAACGGACUGCGUCACGAGAUAGCGAUUUCCCUAGCAAGUCAAGGGGAUCUCACCUACGCGCAGACAUUGAGCAGAGCCCUCACUAUUGAGUCAUUGUUGCCAAGGGAGAAAGGAAAAUCCCCCGAACAGUUUGGAUUUGUACCAUCUCAAGAUGGUAGUAAGGGAAAGAGAAAAUGGAAUGAAGGGACUGGUGGAAACAUUGGAAAUGGGAAGAAACCAUGGACGGCAAAUCAAAAUCAGAAUCAACAUCAGAACCCACAACCUCAAGCAAUAGUUCAAACUCCUUGCCCAAAAUGUCAAAAACUCCAUCCGGGAGAAUGUCUGAAAGGAAUGAACGUCUGCUAUAACUGCGGAGAGGCCGGGCAUUAUGUCUCGACAUGCCCAAAGAAGGGAGGAGGAGCACCCCAACAACAAAAUCCUGGAAACCAACAACGACAAAACCAAGGUCCUAGAGGAAAUCAGAACCAACCACGAUACGCUAGGGCCUAUGCCCUUAACCAACACCGAGCAGCAGGAGAUCACGGAAACCUGGCAGGUUGAUUGGUCGGUGCUGACGGGGCAGAGCUGAGGCUAGGGUUCAACUCCGUAUUUUGUCUUCCGCUGUUGCACUAGCUCUUAUUUGUCUUUUAUUUCUCCAACUUAAGACUUUUAUGUUAAAUUCUGAAUUAUGUUUUCUUAUCGAGCUUAAACUCUCAACUUCUAGCUCUAUGUUAUUAACGUUGGUUAUCGGAAGCAUGAAACCGAACUUGUGAUCCUAAGGCUUAGAAUGUUGUUGAUUGAUUAAUAUCACUUGAUUUUUGUCUUUCUUCA
This is a messenger RNA of Salvia miltiorrhiza (redroot sage), 1794 nucleotides long. RefSeq lists its product as uncharacterized. Gene Ontology annotation, molecular function: zinc ion binding; nucleic acid binding. The coding region runs from base 460 to 1524 and encodes 354 amino acids. NCBI's taxonomy places the organism in Eukaryota, Viridiplantae, Streptophyta, Magnoliopsida, Lamiales, Lamiaceae. The record is from RefSeq and is a predicted model, not a curated record. The transcript has 4 exons.